Monoraphidium neglectum is the source of this 1869-nucleotide messenger RNA. RefSeq names its product acetaldehyde dehydrogenase / alcohol dehydrogenase. NCBI's taxonomy places the organism in Eukaryota, Viridiplantae, Chlorophyta, Chlorophyceae, Sphaeropleales, Selenastraceae. The record is from RefSeq and is a predicted model, not a curated record. Bases 1 to 1869 code for a protein of 622 amino acids. Gene Ontology annotation, molecular function: oxidoreductase activity, acting on the aldehyde or oxo group of donors, NAD or NADP as acceptor. The transcript has 19 exons.
AUGCUGUCCACCGGGCGCAUCUCGAUGACCGCCGGCCAGCGGCGCGUGGCCCCCGCCGCCCCGCGGCCUUUUGCAGCAGCUCGCGCCGUCGCGCCCGCGUCAUCCAGGCGGCGGCGCCCGCUGCGCGUCGCGGCGGAGUUCAAGGAGGCAGAGCCCACUGCGGCGCCAGCGCAAGAGACGCUGCCCACCCUGAAGGACGCCAAGCCGGCCAAGGCCCACGCGGAGGCGCCGCCCAAGGAGAAGGUGCGCGACGCCCUGGCUGGCGACGAGCUGGCGUCCCUGCAGCGGCUGCUGGACCGCUCCAAGGCGGCGCAGGCGGCCUACUCCACCUUCACCCAGGAGCAAGUCGACGCCAUCUUCAAGGCGGCCGCCAUGGCGGCCAACGGGGCGCGCAUCCCCCUGGCCAAGAUGGCGGUGGAGGAGACCCGCAUGGGCGUGGUGGAGGACAAGGUCAUAAAGAACCACUUUGCAUCUGAGUAUAUCUAUAACAGGUACAAGGACGACAAGACCUGCGGCAUCAUCCAGAGGGACGAGGCCGGCGGCAUGACCAAAAUUGCAGAGCCAGUCGGCGUCGUGGCAGGCAUCGUCCCGACCACCAACCCGACCUCCACCACCAUCUUCAAGGCGCUGCUCUGCCUCAAGACCCGCAACUCCCUCGUGCUCUGCCCGCACCCGCGCGCCCGCAAGGCCACCAUCGCGGCCGCCAGGAUCGUGGCGGAGGCGGCGGAGGCGGCGGGGGCGCCCGCGGGCGUGGUGCAGUGGGUGGAGAACCCCUCCAUGGUCAUGUCACAGGCCCUCAUGAGGGCCCCCGAGGUGUCCCUCAUCCUGGCCACCGGCGGCCCCGCCAUGGUGCGCUCCGCCUACUCCUCAGGCCACCCCUCCGUCGGCGUCGGCGCCGGCAACACCCCCGCGGUGAUCGAUGAGACCGCCAAUGUCAACCUGGCAGUGUCCUCCAUACUGCUGUCAAAGACCUUUGACAACGGCGUGAUCUGCUCCACGGAGCAGAGCGUGGUGGUGGUGGACAGCAUGUAUGACGACAUCAAGGCCGAGUUUAUCCGCCGCGGUGCCUACUUCCUGAAUGCGGAGGAGAAGAACAGGGUGCGGGCCAAGAUGUUUGUUGACGGCCGCCUCAACGCCGACAUGGUGGGCCAGAGCGCCUACGGCCUGGGCAGGCUGUUUGGCGUCAACGUGGACAAGAAGUACAAGGUGCUGAUAGGGGAGAUCCAGGACGUCGGGGAUGAGGAGCCCCUCUCACACGAGAAGCUGAGCCCCCUCCUGGCCAUGUACCGCGCCAAGGACUUCAAAGACGCAGUGGACAUUGCGGACAAGCUGGUAAUGUUUGCGGGUGCGGGCCACACCAGCGUCCUCUACACCAAUCAGCUCAACCGCGCUCACAUGGAGUACUAUGGCAGCCGCAUGAAGACUGUGCGCAUCCUAGUCAACACCCCCGCAUCACUGGGCGCCAUUGGUGACGUGUACAACUUCCACCUGGACCCCUCACUCACCCUGGGCUGCGGCUCCUGGGGAUCAACCUCGGUGUCCAUGAACGUGGGCCCCAGCCAGCUGCUCAACAUCAAGAGCCUCACAGAGCGCCGCGAGAACAUGCUCUGGAUCCAGCUGCCACCCAAGGUGUACUUCAAGCCGGGCUGCCUGGAGGUUGCCCUGCGUGACCUGAGGGGCAAGCAGCGCGCCUUCAUCGUCACGGACAAGUACCUGUACGACAGCGGCCUCUCCAAGAAGGUGACCACCAUACUGGACGACAUCCAGAUACAGCACAGGGUGCGGGCGAGGGCGGGGCCAGCGCGCACUGCGCUGUCCAAGGCAUGCCUGCGCGGGGUUUUGGAGGGCGUGGAUUGCAGUGCGUCGUAA